AUGGCCCAAAUUCAAGCCGUAGUUCUUGACCUCGGCAAUGUCGUCUUCACCUGGUCCUCUGAGCCGCCUUCAUCCCCGAACGCAGUUCCCCUGAAGGCAAUCAUGAAGACCACCACCUGGGCAGAUUACGAAUGCGGACUCCUCACUACAAUGGAUUGCUACAGCGCUCUGGGAGAAAAAUUCGGGGGUUCUCCCUCAGACAUUGGCCAGGCUCUUGCUGUGGCACGCGACUCGCUUGUUGUCAACGACACGUUACUGGCUCUCAUUCGCGAACUAAAACACUCCUAUGGCCUUUCCAUAUACGCCAUGUCUAAUAUAUCCCGCGAGAAUAUUGAUUACCUACGAGAGAAGCAUGGCGCAGAAUUGGAAAUUUUUGAUGAGAUCUUUGCCUCUGGUUACGUCGGCAUGAGAAAACCAGACGAAGGAUUCUAUCGUCAUGUCAUCGCGCAAAUGGGCCAUCCUGCGGACAGGGUUGCGUUUUUGGAUGACCGGAAGGAGAAUGUACAGGUGGCAUGCCUAAUGGGUAUGCUUGGUUUUUGCUAUGAGGAGCCCAGCAAGGCGUAUCAGUGGUUAAGAAAUUCAGUUUCCUGUGAUGCCUAG
Penicillium cataractarum is the source of this 600-nucleotide messenger RNA. RefSeq lists its product as uncharacterized. The record is from RefSeq and is a predicted model, not a curated record. Lineage: Eukaryota; Fungi; Ascomycota; Eurotiomycetes; Eurotiales; Aspergillaceae. The coding region runs from base 1 to 600 and encodes 199 amino acids. The transcript has a single exon.